CACCUGGUCACACUACAAAAUCAAAAAUCAAAAAAAGGUUAAUUUUUAUCUUCUUUAAAUCCAACAACAAAGAAACGUAACAAUUAGUCAAAAAAAUGAUGUUGAACAAAUACGAAAUUUAUCAACGCACAAACAACAUGUUCCAACAACAACAAUUACAACAACAUCAACAGCAACAACAACAGUUACAACAACAACAUCAACAGCAGCAGCAACAGGCAUCGCAGCAAACAUCGCUGCAGCUCUCCCACUCGCACCCGCACGCCAUAUCCUAUCUGGACAGCGCUGCCAGCAGCACCGUCGGCAGCACUGCAGCAGAACUGGCCGCCAUGUUGGCCGCCAGCAAAGCGGAAAGGGAGUCCAUACAUUCGGGUCAAUUUAUGGUCUCACACUUUGAGGCCGAGGAGGCGCAAGAUGAUCUGGAGGAUGAUGGCGAGGUGAAGAUGUUGGAUCCCGAGGAUCCGAGUCUCGAUAAGCCCGGCGCCGCGACCAAUACCUGCCGCGAUGUGCAGCUAUAUGUGCCCCAGACAGUGGCUCAUUUUCCACGCAUGGACCUGGAUCGCGAAUGCGAUGAUAAUAGCAUGGGCAUGAGCAUCACCUCCCACCUAGAGAUCGAGACGUCGCUGACCAAGCUCUUCAAAUGCAUGAAUCUGGCCUACAGGUAAAAACUGAUUUC
This is a messenger RNA of Drosophila arizonae, 676 nucleotides long. RefSeq names its product putative GATA zinc finger domain-containing protein 25. The record is from RefSeq and is a predicted model, not a curated record. NCBI's taxonomy places the organism in Eukaryota, Metazoa, Arthropoda, Insecta, Diptera, Drosophilidae.